AUGACACAAGCAGUGUGUAGUUUAACAGAAGUAUUAAACGCUGGUUGGAAUUUAUCUCAAAAAAGUUUUACAGAAUGUUUAAAGAAGACGGAACAUGAAAGUUUUAAAGAAUUGAUAGAUGUAUUAUUGAAUUCAGACAUUCGAGAAUAUGGAGUACCAUGGUUAGGAGAUUAUAAAAAGUCAACUCAACUUGAAGCAAAUGGUAGAAUUGUUCAACUUACUCGAUUGCGUAAUAUCAGUAUACCACAAGCUGUUGAAGAUAUGAUGAUGACCACUUCUGCAGAUAAUCGUGGACCUUGUGUACUUCGAUUAACAUUUACUGAUGGUCGUAAUACAAUAACCGGCUUAGAUAUGCAGGAUAAAACAGAUUUGAGUAUGGAUAUACCACCUGGAACAAAAUUUCGUCUUAUGGGUUCAAUUCCUAUAUCUAUGGGAUUUUUACUGCUGUCAAAAAAUCAUCUCAAAGUACUCGGUGGUACAGUGACUAAUUUAAUACGUGAAUGGAAUAUGACCAAGUUUCUUAAAGAUACUGAAAAUCGUAAUAUCACUGGCGGAGCUCCAGUGUUUGUUCCAUUCGGUAGUCGAGAAGCUACAGAUCUAAUACAAAGUGAAGGCAAAUUUCUUAGUCAGCUUCGAUCAGAUCGAGAAAGUAAUCAAAUGAAAUUCGAUUCAUUUCAAAUGGCAACAGCACGUAAUGAACCGCAAGAGGAGAGUGAAUUACAAGCCAUGUUCAAUGAACAACGUAAAGAAAUUCUGGCUGAAUUGAAAGCAUCCAACUCGUCUUCUUCUACGGCUGCUGGUGGCGGUGGUCGUGGUGGGGAUAAAACUGUUUCAAAUUAUCAUAAUGCGAAUAGAACAUUCCCAGGCAGUACAACUAGACGAUUUAAACCUGGUUUAUCGAAAUUUUAUCAAUUACAAUUACAAAAAUCUGAAGAAUAUAGUCUCGCUAUCGCUCAGUUAUUAUCAUUGGGGUAUCCGUAUCAGUUAGCUAGUAGUGCAUUGAAAAUUAACCGUGGUAAUUAUCAAGCUGCUGUUGACUAUCUUCUUUCAAAGUCUACAUCAACAUCUAUGCAUUUGGAUGAGAAUCCAGGGAAUAAUCAUCAUCAUCAGACACCGAUGAUUCCUUCUUCUUCUCCUUUGACACGUGGAUCUAGACCAUAUGGUGGUCGGGGAAGUCGUGGUGGUCGUGGUCGAUUUAAUUCAACAGAAGGCGAUGAGAUGAAUUCAUCACGGUUCCAUUCAUCGUCGGCAGAUACUCCACAGAGUAGACCGUCAACUGGAUUAGUACGACUUGAUGAUUUAAUUGUUGAUUCAAUGCCAACAAAGUCAUCAGCAACAGCAGCUGCACCGCCAUCAUCAACAGCCACAACAAAGGGCGUCCAUCAGACAGUAGUUAACCAUCAUCGAUUAAAACCAACGGCUAAUCAGGUGUUGUUAUCUGUUGGUUGUCCAAUUUUAGCCCAGAAUAUAUCUGGGGAUUAUGAAGAAGCCCAAUUAAUUGGUUAUCUAUCGAAUACUAAUACUGGCAGCAGUUCAGGAGAAAAGAUUGUUCUCGUUGCCUAUCUACAUUCUGAUAAUGCUACAGGUAAAAUUAGUAUAGAAGAAGAGAUUGUACCAAUCAGUUUGAUAAGAACAAUGAAUAGAGAGAAAAUAACUAUAGAUAUGGUACCUCCAGCACCAUCUGACCGUGUAAAACCUUACGGUUCCUCAUCGAAUUCAGCAUCUAUGAAUUCCAAUCAAUUUGAUGAUAUUCACUUUAGCCAUCAACCAUAUCCUCCUACAUCGGGCAGAGGAUAUCGAGGGAACAGUCGUGGUGUGGUGGUCGCCGAGUAUUUAGCGGUGGAAGAGUUGUGCAGAUUAUGUCAACCCGUGGAUUUGAAUAUCACAAAAUGUGAAGAACUAUUAGACAUAAUAACUGACAAUGCACUGAGAGCUUUGAAAACUGUAGAUGAUAAGUCUUUGAAGGGGAUGAAAAUGCUAAACACAUUCAUAGAAAAGAAAUCUGCAUUCAUGAAACCUGGCCGAUAUUUGUGUUUAGAUUUCAAAGGGAAGUAUUAUCGUUUGGUUUUGACAACUGUAUCAGAAGACGUGCAAGAAAUAAAAAAAGAGGAAGAGUAUUAUUCUAUUUCCAACCGGUUAAGAUGCAGUAAUGCAGAGACGGUAUUUAACUACAUUGCGGAAACUAUACAUGACUUCUAUAUUCUUAAAAAUAUAAAUGAAGAAAAUAUACCUCUUGGUAUAUGUUUCAUGUUUCCAAUGAAACAGACAAGUAUACGAGAUGGUUAUGUGAUAAAAUGGGCAAAAGAAUUUUCAAUCAAUAGUCUUAUAGGAUUAAAUUUUCCUGUAAAAUUACAAGAAGCUCUCAAAAGAAGGGGAUUAAAAGUACCAGUAACUGCUAUUGCAAAUGAUACAGUUUGUGCAUUUUUUGCUUGUGCUUGGAAAGAUAACGAUUGUGCUCUUGGUUUGAAACACAGUCACGGUUCAAAUAUUUGUUGUCUAGAAAAAGUCAGUGAUGUACCCAAAUUGAAACGACCAGUAAAUCUUGGAACUUCAAUAUUGCUGAAUGCUGAAUGGGGACAAAUUGGAGAAGAUGGCUGCAUAGAUGAUUACUUAACUGAAUAUGAUAAACUUAUAGACAAGUUUUCUUCUGAACCAGGAUGUUGUAUAUUUGAAAAACUGAGCAGUGGAAUAUACAUUGGUGAACUAUGUCGUGUGAUAAUGUUGAAAGCUGUUGAAGAAAGAUUAUUAUUUGGUGGUGUUGUGCCAGAACUAUUAACAACUCCAUAUAUUUUAACCUAUGAACAUGUCUUUCUUAUUGAUCGUGAUCCAGCGAAUGUUUUUUUCGGUGCUGAAAUGGUUCUACGACAACGUUUUAAAAUGACCGAGAUUAAAAGGAAAGAUUUAGUCGGUGUUCGUUAUAUCAGUUUUGUGGUGAUUAAUCGAGCUGCACACUUAAUUGGUACUGCUUGUGCUGCACUAAUUAAUCAAUUGAAACGGAAACGGAUUACCAUAGCUGUAGAUGGAACAUUCUUUCGAUUGAGUAAAACAUUUACGGAUGUGCUGAAACGGACUAUUAGUAAAUUAAUACCACAAAAAUAUUCUUUCAAACUUCACUUAGUAGAUGAUGCAAGCGCUGAAGGGAUAACAGCCAUAAUCUCAUCAUUACGAGGUGAUUUAGCGCAUCGUCUAAGUUAUGCAGGAGAAGCUGAUUUGGAAUCAGAAUCAGAGGAACGCAGAGAACUUGAAGCAAUUCUUAUACAAGAAGGUCUUGAUUUAUAA
Messenger RNA from Trichobilharzia szidati, 3279 nucleotides. Lineage: Eukaryota; Metazoa; Platyhelminthes; Trematoda; Strigeidida; Schistosomatidae. The record is from the annotation of a GenBank genome assembly.